Molecule: messenger RNA, 1030 nt
Organism: Achroia grisella
Lineage: Eukaryota; Metazoa; Arthropoda; Insecta; Lepidoptera; Pyralidae
Exons: 1
Coding region: 113-1030 (305 amino acids)
Biological process (GO): DNA integration
Molecular function (GO): nucleic acid binding
Source: RefSeq, a predicted model, not a curated record
CAAUGAAUUGCAACAAAGAUACUGGAUACUUCAUCUAAGGAGUUCUCUUCGUGCCAUUGUCCAUCGAUGUCCGAGAUGUAUUCUUCUGAAGUCUAAACCUUUAAAUCCGCCUAUGGGCGACCUACCAGCGGAGAGAUUAGCCCAUCAUCGUCGUCCAUUUACUUUCAUUGGAUUGGAUUAUAUGGGACCGAUGUUGGUGACAGUCGGAAGAAGAAAGGAGAAGAGAUACGUUGCCUUGUUCACCUGCUUAACGUCAAGGGCCAUUCAUUUAGAGGUCGCAGCUUCUCUAUCCACCGACAGCGCCCUUAUGUGUCUUAAGCGUUUUAUAAGCAGAAGAGGGACCCCAGAUAAGAUAUAUUCGGACAACGGAACGGCAUUCGUUGGCUCUAACAACAUACUAAAAGCGAUGAGCGAAGAAGGAGCUAAUACAGGGAUAACAUGGUCUUUUAUUCCACCUGCAGCUCCUCAUAUGGGAGGCGCCUGGGAGCGUCUAGUGCGGUCUGUAAAGACAGCGUUGAAAGUUAUUCUGCGUGAUCGUGCUCCCAGAGAUGAAGUGCUUCAUACAGCCUUAAUUGAAGUUGAAGCGUUAGUAAACAGCCGGCCUCUCACUCACGUUCCUUUAGAUCCCUCUUCACCCGCUCUCACACCAUUCCACUUCAUUUUAGGUGAAUCAUCUCCAUAUCACCCGGUUCCGGUUAUUUUGGAUGAGAGUGAUUUUCUCGGAAGAAGUGAUUGGCGGAAGGCUCAAUGUUUAGCCGACAUGUUUUGGUCUCGCUGGGUUAAGGAGUAUUUACCAACACUGAUUCCGAGAAGAUCCCCUGGCCAAAACCGCGAACAAACAGUGACCGUAGGAGAUAUGGUCCUUAUUGUGGACCCUUCGCUACCACGAGGUACGUGGCCUUUAGGUCGGAUAGCCACCGUAUUUCCGGGCCGUGAUGGUAUAGUUAGGGUAGCGGAGGUAAGCACCUCUGGAGGCAUACUCCGACGGCCACUGAAAAGGCUGGUCAAGUUGCCAGUAGAUUUUCAGUAG